GAUCGGGCUGGGUUACCAACCAAUCUGACCCAACUUUUAAAAUGUGGAUGAUGCUUGCCGUCUUAGAUAAUUCUUCCUUCCUUUUUCAACUUCAAAUACAAGCUAUCUCUCAUCUCAUCGCUUUUUUUCAAAACCCUAAUUCCUCUUUCCGUUCCAAUCUCGUUUCACAAGAUCGCCUUCGCUGCUUUUCCGUUCAGGAAUUAUGUCUUUUGUGAGGAAUUUUCAAGCAGAAGAUCGUAGUUUACAUAGUGGUUACUGGUCCACCUAUGAUGAAAACAACUUUGGCCGCAACAAUAGGAAAAGAAGUAGAAACAAUUAUCACACCAGGAGUUUUAAUAUUUACAAUGAUAACCAGACAAAAUUCGGCGACCAUGGUUGUUCCUUCAAUUUUUCCUUGGCCGAUCAUGCCAAUUAUCUUAGAUUUGAUGCUGUUCCGUCAUCUCUGAAAAGGAGGAAAUAUUCAGCCCCUGUGUGGCAAGAAAGCCAUAGAUAUUAUAUUCCACCCAUGGUUCAUGACAAUAUCCCGUCCUCCUGUAAUUUUCAAGCUCCUCCUACAAGAUCCGAUGGUGAUGCCUCCACAUCAGCUGUCUUCAAGCACUGCUUCUCUAUUUUUGAAGAUGAUAAGCCUGUCUUCAUGUCAAGAGAUGAGAUUGAUAGAUACUCUCCAUCUAGGAAAGACGGUAUUGAUGUACAUCAUGAGACACACUUGCGGUACUCCUAUUGUGCUUUCCUUCAGAAUCUUGGAAUGCGUCUCGAGCUGCCUCAAACCAUCAUUGGGACAUCUAUGGUUCUAUGCCACCGUUUUUUUGUUCGUCGAUCUCAUGCAUGCCAUGACAGAUUUUUGAUUGCUACUGCUGCUCUUUUUCUUGCUGCAAAGUCAGAGGAAGCUCCACGCCCUUUGAAUAAUGUAUUGAGAGCGUCCAGUGAAAUUCUAAAUAAACAAAAUUUUGCUUUGUUCUCCUACCGGUUACCUAUUGAUUGGUUUGAACAAUACCGGGAACGGGUGUUUGAGGCUGAACAGUUGAUACUUACCACUCUAAAUUUUGAACUCAAUGUGCAGCAUCCAUAUGCAUCUCUCACGUCUGUUCUUAACAAAUUAGGUCUAUCAAAGACUGUUUUGGUGAAUCUGGCAUUAAACCUGGUCAGCGAAGGGAUAUUCACAAGAUUAGCGUGCUGGCCUGUAUGAUAUUCUUAGCUGGCGGAUUGAUAUGCUGUUCAUCAAAAGUUUUGUUUUACAUCUGAAGUUGAACUGCUGAUGUCUAAUGGAUUGCUUUACCUUGAAUAUGUCUCGUCAACUUUUAUUUUGGCUACCCAAGCUAGCCUCAAGAGCCCUACCCACAACUCAGUUUUUCUGUCUAACCCUCAAUUCCUUGUAGUUUAUGCUGAUUCUCAUCAGCCAAAGGUGCUCUCCAUAAUUUUUAGUAAAAUGGGUUGAAAGAAGAUAGUAAGUGACAUACAAACAAUAUGAAACUAACAAAAAAAGACUGAUACAGAGAGGCAAACAAUCUUAUCUUAAACAGUCUUAUCAUCAAAAGUUUUGUUUUACAUCUGAAGUUGAACUGGUGAUGUCUAUUGGAUUGCUUUUCCUAGAAUAUGUCUCCUCAACCUGUAUUUUGGCUACCCAAGCUAGCCACAAGAGCCCUCCCCCACAACUCAGUUUUUCUCUGUAACCCUCAAUACCUUGUAACUUAUGCUGAUUCCCAGUAGCCAAAGGGGGCUCUCCAUAAUUUUUAGUGACAUGGGUUGAAAAAAUAUAAUUUAAGUGACAUACAAUAUGAAAUUAACAAAAAUAAGACAGACAGAGAGAUGCAAACAGUCUUAUGUCAUCAAAAGUUUUGUUUUACUAAAGAGGGUUAGAGUGUUUUUGUCUAUUCAUUUUUUCUUAAUUGAAAACAAAGACCUAUUCCUUGGUCUAUAUGUUGAUUUGGAAGAAAACUGUUUCGAGGAUAAAUCUGCUGAUAAAAUUCUCUCUAGAAGUGUUUCCUUGUGGUCAGUUUGAUUGCCAAAUUUUGGGUUUGUUAAAAGUUUCUUAACCUCCCUCUCGUUUCCCACAUUGAGUAUUUUGGUCACUCAAAUGGAUUACUUCAGUCACAUGAUUUUUUUCUUUUCCAGGUGUUUUAAAUUUGAAUUUGAUCCUUUUCCUACUUAAAAAGAUGUAUACACUCUAUCCAAUAAUUUGUUGAUGUAUCUGAAUAAGAGUUUGACUAUGACAACUACCUAAAAGGUCGUACAUUCUAAAUGAUUGGAUGAUAUUGUUCAAAUUUUUUAUAUUUUUAUAUUGCGAAAAUAUAAAAUAUAUGUAAACAUUUG
This is a messenger RNA of Vigna umbellata (rice bean), 2310 nucleotides long. Its product is annotated as cyclin-T1-5-like. The record is from RefSeq and is a predicted model, not a curated record. Gene Ontology annotation, molecular function: cyclin-dependent protein serine/threonine kinase regulator activity. Gene Ontology annotation, biological process: regulation of transcription by RNA polymerase II. NCBI's taxonomy places the organism in Eukaryota, Viridiplantae, Streptophyta, Magnoliopsida, Fabales, Fabaceae.